Molecule: messenger RNA, 1518 nt
Organism: Cylindrotheca closterium
Lineage: Eukaryota; Bacillariophyta; Bacillariophyceae; Bacillariales; Bacillariaceae
Source: the annotation of a GenBank genome assembly
AUGCCGCAGGAAGACGGUGGGCGAAAAAGACCCCGCUCGGUAUCCCCAACGCCAGGCAACCAGUCAAGACUACGAAACCCACAUCAUUUAUAUGAUAACGCUUUGGGUGCGAGACUGAGAAAUCCCCUGCUUCGCAAUGGUGCGUUAAAUGAAUUACUGCAGCUUACCUCAAAACACGACAAGAACUAUGCAUUGAGCGGAGACAGCACCUUGGUUGGACUUACUGAUAUAUUUUUCGAUGUCAUUGAGUGGACGCCAUGGGAAGAAUCCGAGUCACCAAUAUUUCAUUCGCAAAGGGCGUGGACGUCUCAUCCAACAAAGGAGUGUGCAGCCUUUGCAGAUUUUUGCAAACGAAAACUGUCCAAUGACAUCUUGAGUCAGGAAAAAAAGAAGUAUUUGGAUUCAGUGGUUAUCAUCAUCCGAAAUCUAUCUUUCGUUGCAGCGAAUUUGCGAUUGUUGGCGUACUCGCCACGAAUCAUGCAGGUACUCGUGGGAUCUCUUUACGAACGUUCAAAUUCUAAGAGCUGUGGAGGCGACGACUUUGGUACUAGCAGCAGUAAUUCUGGCUUGCUAGCACUUUCAGCUCUACACGUUUUGGUAAAUUUGGCCCCGUAUUUGGACGUGACAGGUCAAAAGAUGCUAUGUGAUAAACUGUUCUACUCCGCGGGAACAUCCGAAGAGGCUCCUUUGGUACCGUCGCCUGAAACGUUUGGUCAGGCUGCCAACGGUGCAUGGGGAUUUGGCAGUCUAUGGCUUGCUAAGCGGCUUGACACUAAGGAGGAUAUUGUUCAAGAUAUUUCUCCGAAGUUAUUACGGCUUCUGACCAAAGAGCACAUCAUUUGUGUUUGGUCUAUUUUUCCUGCUUUGGCACAGGUCUUGACUGACUCUACAGCCACUAGAUUAGUCGUUAUGACAACGGUUGAGCUUUUGCAAGAGUUUAUCAAUCAUGCACGUGUUGGGGUAGUUGGAAGUGUUGAAGACCAAGAAGGAGCAUCAGAGAUCCCGAACGCCCGUGCUAUUCUUGUGCACAUGCCUGGCGAAGCAUUGGAAAGGUUGACAAAUUUGUUGUAUACUCCUCGACUCGGUCCUGACUCACUAGAAUAUGUGGACCCAGUACACAAUAUUGUUCCGCGAGUAACAACGCUAAAGCUUUUGAUGGGCUAUGACGCGACGGUUGAUACCGACAUGAGGGAUCGUGCACUUGAUGUCCUUGUCCCUCUCAUGGAGCUGGAUUCUCCCCGCAUGGCACUUCGGCUUGGGGCCGGAGGUUCCAGCAAACCAUACAGUCGUCUCUUUGAUGCUAUUUUCCCAAUCUUGUCGAGUAAAGUGGGGAGAAAUGAGGCCCCGCUGUUAGCCACCCAGUUAUUGCGGGAACUAUCCAAAGCUAAGGAGAAUAGAGACGGAUUUCUAUACUUACAGGAGCGUUUAUUGGAACUUGCAAGCAAGGAUGCACGGGUUGCACAAUUGGUAUUCAAUCAUCUUCAGACAUGCUGGAACGACGAUUUGCUGGUCAAAUAG